Cantharellus anzutake is the source of this 1524-nucleotide messenger RNA. Its product is annotated as cytochrome oxidase assembly protein-domain-containing protein. Gene Ontology annotation, molecular function: oxidoreductase activity, acting on NAD(P)H, heme protein as acceptor. The record is from RefSeq and is a predicted model, not a curated record. Gene Ontology annotation, biological process: heme A biosynthetic process. Gene Ontology annotation, cellular component: mitochondrial inner membrane. The transcript has 4 exons. Bases 1 to 1524 code for a protein of 507 amino acids. NCBI's taxonomy places the organism in Eukaryota, Fungi, Basidiomycota, Agaricomycetes, Cantharellales, Hydnaceae.
AUGUCUGCAUUGUGGACUUCACUACGGUCAGGAGGAGUGGUGAAAGCCUUCAGAGUGAUCCAGACUCCAUUGAGGUCUUGUAUCCAGCCUCCAGUGGCGAAUCGUAUUCUCAGCCUACAAUACAACCGUUUAGUUACGCAGACGACCAGUCAAGGCUUGAACCUCCUGCAGUCCAAGAGGCUGUCCAGUACAUUUUCUCGUCCAGCUGGAGAUCUUGGGUUCUUCACUUCUCAUGCGUUCUCAUCGUUGGCACUGGGCUUAAAAAGUUCAUCAACAGCACAUCAUGCAACUGCCGCUGAGACUACUUUGCAACUCCCACCCAUUUCCCCUCCAUCGGUCUCAAAUUGGCUAUUUGUAUCUGCAGCACUCGUAUUUGGUGUCAUAGUUGUCGGUGGAAUAACGCGUCUUACGGAGUCUGGACUCAGUAUCGUUGAAUGGAGGCCUAUUACCGGGACGUUGCCUCCCCUUUCCGAAACAGAAUGGGUGGAAGAGUUUGAGAAGUACAAGUUAUCACCAGAAUACAGACUAACUAAUCACAAUAUUACCUUGGACCAAUUCAAGAAUAUCUUUUUUUGGGAAUAUGCGCAUCGAUUGCUCGGCCGUGUUAUUGGGGUAGCAUUUGUCGCACCCCUCGCCUAUUUUUAUGCUCGACGUCGCUUGACGCCAGGUCUCCCAAUAGUUCUCACAUCUUUGGGACUUCUCAUCGGUUUCCAAGGUGCAUUGGGCUGGUACAUGGUCAAGUCGGGGUUGUCAGAGAAGAUCAUCGAAACAAAUAGCGUGCCUCGCGUCAGCCAGUAUCGGCUCGCCGCUCAUUUGUCGAUGGCGUUGCUUUUGUUUGCAGGCAUGCUUGGGGUAGGAUUGCAAAUGAGAACGGACCACAAAUGGGCCGAGAGCGGAGUUUGGAAUAGUCUUGUGGAGAAGAAUGGUGUUAAGCCCUGGGAUGCUGUAUUCAGCAAUCCAGCAGUGAGAAGAUUUAGAUUAGCAGCUGGCCUACUAACAGGGCUUGUCUUUCUUACAGCCUUCUCAGGUGCAUUUGUCGCAGGGUUGGACGCAGGGCUGAUCUAUAAUGAAUUCCCGUACAUGGGCGAAAGUUUCAUGCCUCCCAUCGACGAAAUGUACAAGAAAUCGUAUGCAAAGGAAGCGAACGGGAGCGAUUUAUGGUGGAGAAAUAUUUUUGAAAAUCCUACCACCACCCAGUUCGAUCAUCGCUUGUUGGCGACGACCACAUAUGCUGCCAUAUCAACGCUCUUCUUCACCACGAUAUUAUCUCCCCUUAAAAAGGGGGGUUUCCUUCCGGCGCUGCCUCUGCGGCUGACGUAUCUUACGUAUGGACUUGUAAACCUCCAAGUACUUCUGGGAAUCUCCACGCUUUUGUAUCUGGUCCCCGUGGAGUUAGCAGCAAGUCAUCAGGCAGGGAGUGUGGCGCUGCUGGGCAGUCUAGUUGCACUAAUUGCCUCAUUGAGAAAACCUGGUCGGAUGGCGCAAUUGUGGAGAGACUCGAGAAGGGGCACUGCAACCAGAUAG